AUGGCGACCGUCUGACAACAAUCGUAGAGAAUAGUAUGUGAUCAAAAAUUAAUCUUUCUGAACUCAUUUUAAUAGAGUUUUGUUUAAAUUUGUUAUAACUCAGCUUAAAUAUGAGUUCAAUGGAUGAGAGAAAGAUUUGGAAGCACUGGGCUUACCUGAAGAACGAACUACCCGCCGAUGAAAUCGUGGACGGAAUGGUCGAGGCUGGCAUUUUUGCGCCUACGCAAGGGAGAGAUAUUCUUAGUGUUCAGCCAAACACACGGCAAAUGAAAGCUGAAAAGUUUCUGAAUAACUUGAUUAAUGCUGGAGAUAAAGGUUUCGAGACGUUUUGUAACAUUCUGCGACGGGACAAUGAGAACCGUUACAAAGCCAUCAUGGAAAAGCUAGAGAUAGGCGAGAAUGCUGGAGGAUGUUCUGGGGGAGCCGCUGCCUCUAACCUCAUCAAUGUACGGCCUACAAGUACAGCUGCUCCCGUUGACAACACGAGGCCGGACUCGGGCAGGUCGGGGUCUCAGAGGCCUAUCUCAAGCAUGUCUUCCUCUAGUGCCAGUACAGAUAUCAGUAUGCCAAGCAGAGAUGGUGAAACAGGAGAAAAGAACCAACGAAGGGGUAAAUCGGCCGCGCGUCGUGCAUGGAGGUCCGAAUCCUCUGCCAGCGAAUCAUUUCCACCGACUAAUCAAGUUCCACCAAACAAUGCAGUCGCUCCAUACGGAGGGCUAGCUCGGGCACCAAGCACAGGAGAGGCAAUCAUCACACAAUCAAGAAAUUCUGAUUAUGAGGAACGCUCAAAUAUGGCAGCUCCCGGGGGUCAUCCCUCUGGUGCUUCGGGUUCGGAUAAUUCCCAGGCAACAGCACCGGAAACACCCGGUGUCGACAUGAAAGCGCUGGAGCAGGAAUUGGUGCGCAUCGCACCAACGAUUGCAGAACUCUUCCAGAAGUUUGCAAUGACAACAUGCAAGGACCCCGUGAGCGAAGAGGAAAUUCAGAACGUCAAGGCAGAAAACGAGCGUCUGCGAAAAACUAACCGUGCACUCAUUGACAAACUGAACUCAUUCCAACACAGGAUCAUACAGCUCCAAUUGGAAAACAAAAAGCUAAGAGAAGAGGGAGAGGGUGUGAUGGAAGCUAAAGACGAGCUAGACAGGAAAGAGUUUGAACUAAAAGAUCUGGAAAAGAGACUUGAAGAACAGAAACAGGCACUGGAAGAGAAGGAAUUGGAACUCAACAACCAGCUGAUGAAAAUUCAGGACAUCGAAAAUGACAUCGCCAGGCAAAAGGAACAAAUUAAAAAGUUGGAGACGCUUCAUGAGGAGGGGCAACUAGACAAUGAACGCCAACAAGAGGAAAUUCUAAUACUUAGGGAGGACAAGAAAAAACAACAGCAACAGAUACUGAAGCUGGAAUUCAAACAGAGGGUGGGAGAGGAACGCCUCCAGAGCCUAGACUCCAGGAUGAGACAGCUAGAACAACCGAAACGAAACUUCAGGAGAAGCGAUCCUUCCAAGAUAAAGCCAAGACGGCCCCUAGGGAUGUUUUAUAACUGAGGAAUCUUUGUCGAUAAUGAUAUUAAGAUUGAAUGAAGUGAACAAAACGAAACAAAAUUGGAAACAACUGUACAAAGUAACUAUAUUGUGCAGUUACCGUGAAAAAGUAACCAUCUACCUAGAUCUACAGGUAGGAAAAGAAACAAAGUACUGCAAGAAUAUUGAACUGACGCGCAAGGAAAAGAAACGUAUAUCAGUCCUGUCUUAAAUCAAAUACAGACUACUUGAUAUAUCAUGUUCAUAUUGAAAUUAAUGUUGUAACACUAGGAGGAUAUGCUGAUCAACCGUGUAUAAUGAGGUGAAAAGACGAAACAAGAAGCUCCCUGAACCAUUGUUUAUCAAACAUGUAUGAAAGGAGAAAUGUCUAUAACAGUUAAGAUCUGAUAUUGUUAUGAUUUUCACUGUGGAACAAAAUGUACAGUUCUUCUAAAUGUUAAGAUAUAUGAAUGUUUGCUUUAAGUAUUAUAAGCUUAUCCAUUUUUUAUGUCUUAUUUGCGUAUUUUAGACAAUAAGAAUUUCUUUAAAAGAAAAUCCAAAUGUUAAGCCCCAGAUUCAUUUAAUAAUAAUUUAUUGUAUUAAGGCACUUAACAGUAGUGCAUUCACUGAGCGAGCGUUUAUGUGGAAACCGAGGUAUCAUAAUCAAUCAAACGAAAUAUAGAUUCAUUUCAUUAAACAAACGAUAAUCUUUUAUAUCAUAUUAGAAUGUGUUUCAUUAGUGUCAACAAUGACGCCUCGACAAUCUCGCCAACCAUGUCUCCAGGCCUAGGGAACGUGUCUAUGCUGUGGCACGACUGGAUUAGCAACGUAUUUAUGUAUAGAAAAAGAAUAAGCUUUUACCUGAAAGAAUGAACGGAGAGUGGGGAAACCCAAACUAGUGGUGGCUGAAUAACAAAGGCUCGUUUUUAUGAUGUUUCAAUUGUAUAUUUAAUUUACUCCAAGUUAGAGCAUUUUCUGUAUAGAGCGCAUACAUGUUAAAUCUUAUAUUAAUCUUUAUCGUUACUAACGCCUUCUAUAAUUUGUAAAAAGCUCAGGCGAUCUUAGUAAGUAGAUCCCCACUCGUUAUCUGUGUCUACGUUAUACCUAGUGUAUUAGGUUGAGAUGACUAUGGGGCCUGAAAUGAGAGUGAAUAUCACCACAUGUUACCAUUGUUUACGUUAAACCUAGUGUUUUAAGGUUGAGAUGAAUAUGGAGUCUUAAAUGAGAGUAAAUAUAUCCACCCGUAACCAUUGUCUACGUUAUACCUAGUGUAUUAGGUUGAGAUGACUUUGGGGUUUAAAAUGAGAGUGAAUAUCACCACUCGUGACCCGUGUCUACGUUAUACCUAGUGUAUUAGGCUGAGAUGUCUUUGGGGUUUAAAAUGAGAGUGAAUAUCACCACUCGUUCCCCGUGUCUACGUUAUACCUAGUGUAUUAGGCUGAGAUGUCUUUGGGGUUUAAAAUGAGAGUGAAUAUCACCCCUCGUUACCCGUGUCUACGUUAUACCUAGUGUAUCAGGUUGAGAUGUAUUUGGGGUUUAAAAUGAGAGUGAAUAUCACCACUCGUGACCCGUGUCUACGUUAUACCUAGUGUAUUAGGUUGAGAUGACUUUGGGGUUUAAAAUGAGAGUGAAUAUCACCACUCGUUACCCGUGACUACGUUAUACCAAGUGUAUUAGGUUGAGAUGUCUCUGGGGUUUUAAAUGAGAGGGAAUAUCACCACUCGUUACCCGUGUCUACGUUAUACCUAGUGUAUCAGGUUGAGAUGACUCUGGGGUCUGAAAUGAGAGUGAAUAUCACCACAUGUUACCAUUGUUUACGUUAAACCUAGUGUUUUAAGGUUGAGAUGAAUAUGGAGUCUUAAAUGAGAGUAAAUAUAUCCACCCGUAACCAUUGUCUACGUUAUACCUAGUGUAUUAGGUUGAGAUGACUUUGGGGUUUAAAAUGAGAGUGAAUAUCACCACUCGUUACCCGUGUCUACGUUAUACCAAGUGUAUUAGGUUGAGAUGACUCUGGGGUCUGAAAUGAGAGUGAAUAUCACCACAUGUUACCCUUGUUUACGUUUAACCUAGUGUUUUAAGGCUGAGAUGACUCUGGGGUCUGAAAUGAGAGUGAAUACCACUCGUGGCCCUCGUCUCCCUUAACAUAGAGUAGCUUGUUUGAGAUGAGAUGACAAGAGGAAUGAUCUAGUUAUCGAGACCACCACUCGUUAACCUUGUCUACGUUAUACCCUGUGUAGCUUAUUUGACCUUCACUCUACAACUUAUGUAUGUGAACGUGCUCAGGUUGUUUGAAACGUGACAACGACCCAUUCAUAUAUUUAUAUCAUGUACCUAUUCCCCUGACCGAAAUGUUUCAUUUACCGAAUUUUCUUUUACAAUGUAUGUUUAUUUGUUUGCAUGCGAUCUAGUUUUGAAUGUUUUGUAUUUUAACAGUUUUUAAGAUAUAUCAAAACAAUUGAUGAUUGCCUUCCUAUAUGGAAAUGUUAUAACCCUAGCACAGUUUUAGGUGUCCUGUUAAACGUGCCGACGGUACGACUCUACAGUCCAACUACCGCAUUGUCUUUGUAUAUGUCAGCGUGUUUUAUGUAAGUUCAUCAGACCAUUUCUUUGCUUGUUACAUUUAUAAGCUAUGUUGUAUCUACCUAUCAAGCUGCGAUUGAGUUCGAGCAUGUAAAGUUAAUAAGAAUAAAACAAAAGA
Molecule: messenger RNA, 4218 nt
Organism: Mizuhopecten yessoensis (Yesso scallop)
Lineage: Eukaryota; Metazoa; Mollusca; Bivalvia; Pectinida; Pectinidae
Product: ensconsin-like
Exons: 3
Coding region: 111-1544 (477 amino acids)
Biological process (GO): regulation of apoptotic process
Source: RefSeq, a predicted model, not a curated record